This is a messenger RNA of Rhopalosiphum padi (bird cherry-oat aphid), 1978 nucleotides long. RefSeq names its product solute carrier family 2, facilitated glucose transporter member 8-like. Gene Ontology annotation, biological process: transmembrane transport. Bases 218 to 1810 code for a protein of 530 amino acids. The transcript has 7 exons. Gene Ontology annotation, molecular function: transmembrane transporter activity. Lineage: Eukaryota; Metazoa; Arthropoda; Insecta; Hemiptera; Aphididae. The record is from RefSeq and is a predicted model, not a curated record.
UUUAUUUUUUUUUAUCGGUCGUGGAACGUUUAUUACAUGUGCAGAUACCAAAUAUCCCGACGACGGUCCUUGACUAUCACCCGAAACGCCUUGACCGUCCUCUCGGUGCGGCGACACGGAGUCAAAACGUAUAGGCAUACGUCCGAUCGUUAAAUUCACUAUUUAUUACCGCCAAUAAUAAUAAUAUUUUACACUAUUGUUUGUUAUUAUUUCGGCGAUGGCCGAACUUAAAUCGUCAAAACUAGACGCGGAAAAUGCCAGGAACGAGUACAAUUUGUUUAAAUCAUCAUUAGCUCAAAUCGGUACGAUAAUCGUGCAGAACGUUAUAAUGUUGGGCUUCGGCAUGUCGCUGGCCAUACCGACGGUGGUCAUCGGGUCGCUGAUGUCGGACGAUGGCGUCGACGACGGCGGCGGCACCAUGACUUUGACGGAAACGGAAGCGUCGUGGUACGGCAGCGUGCUAUUGGUGUGCCACCCGACGGGAGGCCUGCUGUCGGGCGUGCUGCAGGAGAUCGUGGGCCGCAAGUGGUGCAUGGCCCUGGUGAGCGUACCGCAGCUGGUCGGCUGGUACGUGCUGUGGCGGGCCGGCAAUGCGUUCGAUCUGUACGUGUCGUGCGUGGCGCUGGGCCUGAGCAUGGGCCUGAGCGAGGCGCCAGUGCUGACGUAUGUGGGCGAGACGGUCGAGCCCAGGCUCCGGGGCCCCCUGUCGUCGGUGUCCACGUUCACCAUCAUGCUCGGUUCGUUCAUCGCUUACCUCAUGUCGACGGUCAUGCCGUGGCGGACGGUGGCCAUGAUCAACAUGGCCGUGCCCGUCGUGUCGUUCGCCGCCGUCGUGCUCCUGACACCUGAAUCGCCGGUAUGGCUGUUGUCCAGGAACAGGCCAGCCGAGGCGAAAAAGUCGUUAGCCUACUUGAGAGGUUGCGUGAGCACGGCCGACGUGGAAGAUGAGUUUUCCGAGCUUUCGAUUUACGCAGGAUUUAACAAAUCCGUCGAUCUCGAGCAGUACGUCGACUGCGGAAUAGACCAACGGCGUCUAUCGUACGUCAAGUACUUGCAGAUCAACACCAACGACACUACGAAUGCCGAAAUCGACAUUCUCGCCAAUCAAAAUCAGACUGGUUUUCUGGACACGCUGAAAAGUUUUUGGACGCCUGAACUCAAUCGGCCGUUUUUUUUCAUUAUGCUCUUCUUUUUCUUCUGGUCGUUCGCCACAUUCAUACCGGCUAAACCGUACCUGAUAGCCGUGUUCAGCGAAAUCGGUUUGCCGUGCACUGCUCAGUGGACACUGGUCUAUACUUCUAUAUUGACUCUAGUAGGAACUCUUUUGAACGUGUUGACCGUUGCCAAGCUCGGAAAACGUCCUAUCACAUUGGUUUCGAUGGCUCUCUGUGCUUUUUCGAUGCUUGGAAUUGGAAUAUAUAUGGUUUCUACUACUUAUUUCUCGUUUUCGUCAACGUGGAUACCGAUGAUAUUAUUAAACGCCUUGUUCUUCUUCUCCGGUUACGGUGUGUUUCCUAUUCCAUGGAUGUUGGUCAGUGAAAUAUAUCCUACAAAAGGACGCGGCAUCGCAAGUGGACUAACUGCCGCGUUGGCGUUUUUGAUGACAUUCAUUUUAACAAAAUCAUUUUUGGAAAUGCAAGAGUGGUUCACACUCCCUGGGCUGUUCAUCGUCUACGGAUCGAUUACAUUAAUCGGAACUCUCUACUUGUAUGCGUGCAUGCCCGAGACCGAAAACAAAACGCUGCAAGAUAUCGAACACUUUUUCAUUGGUGACUUGGACGACUACGAGGACUGCAAUAAUCUAAGCUGAUUAAUCGGAAACGAACUACAGCGUUAUAAUAUUCCUAAUUUGUUCUUCACAAAAAUCAACAUUGUUCACUAUAAUUUAUAGUAUCUAUUAUAUUUAUAUUUAUGUAUUUAUUAUUUAUUGUUAAUUUGAAUACCAUUACAUUAUUAUAUAUUACUAAUAUACACAUUA